Molecule: messenger RNA, 4450 nt
Organism: Ceutorhynchus assimilis (cabbage seed weevil)
Lineage: Eukaryota; Metazoa; Arthropoda; Insecta; Coleoptera; Curculionidae
Source: the annotation of a GenBank genome assembly
AUACGGGAAGUCGAAGUGGAGGUGUUUUGAAGAGCGCGUCCGAAUAGAAAAAUCGAAGGAAAUUACAAAUUUCCAUCGGGGAAAGUGAUGAUUUAUGCAGGAAACUCCAAUACCGAGGAUUCCUGCAGCGGUCUGAUGCAGAAAAAUCAAUACUUCUAAUUUUUCUUUGUUUAAUUUUGAAUGGAGUGCAUUUUACCUCUCUAGUUGGAAGUUUUUUUUGAGGAUUGUGGAUGGCUACCUCCCUCCAGUUUUUGGCGUUUAUCUUCCCCUGACUCUAACACACCCAACUAUCGUUCCCGUGUAGAUGUUACCUCUUGCAUUGCGAAUCCCCUUGUGAUCCAGGAACAGGAACCUUGGAGACGUAGACGUAGGCACAAUCAACAAGUAGAGUGCCAGUACACAGCGGCAGAAAGGCAUUACGCUAGUCGUUAUUUUGUCGGCAUGGCUUUAGAUGUCCCGAAAUUUCACAUAAAUCAUCGUGAUGAUGAGGCCCCCAUCAACCGAAAACUGCCCAAAGAACUUCUCUUGAGAAUAUUCUCUUUCCUGGAUGUAGUUUCCUUAUGUAGAUGCGCUCAAGUAUCCAAAGCGUGGAACGUUUUGGCAUUGGACGGCUCGAACUGGCAAAAAAUUGAUCUCUUUGAUUUUCAAAAGGAUGUUGAGGGACCUAUCAUAGAAAAUAUAUCCAGAAGAUGUGGGGGAUUUUUACGAAAUUUAUCUUUGAGAGGUUGCCAGUCUAUAGGUGAUGGCUCAAUGAAAACUUUAGCUCAAUUAUGCCAAAACGUAGAGGAUCUCAAUCUAAAUGGAUGUAAAAAGAUUUCGGAUACAACAUGCAGCGCCCUCUCAAGACACUGUUCUAAACUACAAAAACUCGUCUUGGAUAGUUGUUCAAUGGUUACGGAUCAUUCACUAAAAGCUCUGAGCGAUGGAUGUCCUAAUUUAACUCACGUUAACGUCAGCUGGUGUAGCAACAUUACGGACAAUGGAGUUGAGGCCUUAGCCAGAGGCUGUCCAAAAUUGAAAUGUUUCAUCAGCAAAGGCUGCAAACAAAUCACUUCCAGGGCUGUUAUAUGUUUAGCGAGAUUUUGCAAUCAAUUAGAAGUAAUUAAUUUGUUGGGAUGUAGCAAUAUCCGAGACGAAGCAGUACAAUCUCUAGCAGAUAAAUGUCAAAAGUUGCAUUAUCUGUGCCUAUCUUGCUGCUCAGCUUUAACUGACGCAUCACUUAUUGCGCUGGCGCAACAGUGUACUAAUUUGUCAACGCUAGAGGUCGCCAGUUGUUCUCAGUUUACUGAUGCUGGUUUCCAGGCGCUGGCAAGAAGCUGCCAUUAUUUAGAGAAAAUGGACUUGGACGAAUGUGUCUUAAUCACUGAUGCCACUUUAAUACAUUUGGCCAUGGGUUGUCCUCGGAUAGAGUAUUUGACUUUAUCGCACUGCGAGCUGAUAACAGACGAAGGAAUCCGUCACUUGUCGAUGUCCCCGUGCGCCGCAGAAAAUUUAACAGUUCUCGAACUAGACAAUUGUCCUCUAAUCACUGACGCUUCUUUGGAGCACCUCACUUCCUGUCACAAUUUACAAAGAGUCGAACUGUAUGACUGUCAGCUAAUCACAAGAGUAGGAAUAAAAAGACUUAGGAAUCACUUGCCGAACAUCAAAGUUCACGCCUAUUUUGCACCAGUGACGCCUCCACCUACUGCCGGUGCUUCGCGACAGCGCUACUGUCGCUGCUGCGUGAUACUCUGAGGGCGUCGCCCCUCAGUCUCCCCACCGCCUCCGUCCUAGUCAGGAUUUUGGGGGUCGCAUAAGCUACACUGGCAGCAGUCACACACACGUGUUCAUUUUAGCCGACUUAGUAGUGUAGAGAUGUUUUUAACUACAUAUUGAUAAUAAUAUUAUGCCAUGCAACUGUGAAAAUUUGUCACCAUGGAUUUUUUUUCUAAAAAUGAUGAUUCAAAUUGUCCACGAGUGUUUCCUACUUACAAAAAUGUAAAUAAGACAAAGACUGCCGUCGAGUGUUUAGGCUAUACAAUUUUUUUUUUUUUAACACAGAAUUGACAGUUGUGUGGCAUUUUCUUUCACUACUUUUAUCGCUGUAGUAGCUAUGAACAACUUUUCGGGGCCAGACAGGGGCAAUUCUAAAUUAAAUGCAGAUAGUUUUAAGUUUUAAAAUUAUUUUAUUUUGUGAUUUUUGAAAUUGAAACUUGAAAAAUUCUUAGAAAAUUUGAAUGUGAUCCAUCUUUGAAGCAAAAAGAGGUGCGGAUUGGUCCCAAUUUGACAGAUCACAGCUUACAUAAAUUAAAAGUUUUUUAUUGUCAAAUUGUGACCAAUCAAAUACCAUAAGAUGUGAUUUAACGUUUAUAAAAAAAAUUGGCUUGAACCAUCCUAGAAGCACGAAUAAAUUAGUUUCUAUAUUUUCAACAUUUCGGGUUUGCAAUUUUAAUAAAAAUUCAACCUUUUUGAAUUAUAAUUUGGUAAAAAUAUUAUGCAUUUUCUAAGCACAAAGCCCCAUUUUCUCGAUGUUAGUACUCUCAUGAAACAGUGCUAUCUACUUCUACUUGGUAAAGAUUGCUGUUUCCUUGAAAAUCCCAUUUUUUUAAAAAUAUAAAUGCAAUGGUCCCUUUUUAUUCUAAUCUAAACUCCUUAGGGCCAGUUUCACAAACAGUGGUAGCCUACAAUAUAUCUGUUUCAUAAUGUGUGGUUUAGCCAAAACCAUUGGUCAAGCUUCAGAAUAUUCAAUGUAGUCAACCCGCAACUAUGAGUUUGAUAACCAGUGCAAGUUACUUACCACCAAUUAUGAAACUGAGCCUUGGAGUUUUUGUCUACAUUUUGAAAACUUGGUUACUCAAGCCGAUUAUAUUAGACAAAAAAAACAAGAACUCAAUACUAGUCUAUUACUAAAUUGAAAGAGCCCCUAAAUAAUUGAGAGUAAUCUUGCGUAAGUUGAUAAACAAACCAUUGCAAAAUAGACAACAGCAAUGUUGUCAUAUAUAUCAAUUUAUCUAUGAAUCAUACUUUAACUAUCUUUGUGAAAAUGAGGCUUUUUGUAACAAUAAAGCAAAAGUGCACUCAUUACAAAUUGUAUCAAACUUUGAUAUCCUUACUUAUAAUUGAUAAUAAUUAAGGCUAUUUACAUUUAUAUUUACUCUAGUUGUGAUAUACUUAGGAUGUUCUAAAUGUUAUACACACCCAAUCUAAUGUUAAAAUGAUAAUUUAAUUAAGUGUAAUGGAGAGUCUACAUUGAAGACUUUGUUUAAAGGAUGUUGAAAUUGGUGUUUCGACUUAUGUAUUGGGUACUGACGUUUGAAAAUGGAUUAGUUCUGUUUUCAUUUACAUUCAAUUUCUUCAGAUAAGAAAUUGCCUUAACAUCAGAUACACCAUUUGCCAGAUGAUAAGCUCUAUUAUAAAAAUGUAUUGUUUUUUUAAAAUAUUGACCAAAAAUAUUAUUUUAUUCUUGAAAAUCUAUUUCAUAUUUUAUUAUCAUCACAGGGUGUAUUGUUUGUUAUUGAAGUGUCUAAGGUUCUGCAAGUUGCUCAUUUUACAUUAUGAUAUGGAGUGUUUUUUGUUUGAUAGUCUUCGAUCAUCACUAGAGAUAAUGUCAAUCAACAUACAAUGAUCUUCAUUACCAUAUUUCCAAUCCUUUAAGCCCUUAUAUUCUAUAAUAUUGUCAAAGUGGCAGCUAUAAAAUGAACACAGGAACCAUAAAAAAAAAAAAGUAGAAGUCCGCAACUUCAAGAACUGUAGACAUUUGGUAGAACACCCUGCAUUAUAAUGUAUAUACUUAUUUACAAUAUGGUCCUGAAUGAGUUGCAAUAUCACUCCUCUAUUGUGUUAUAUUGGUAGGUCUCAAAUUGCCUGUGAUAAAAGAAAAAAGUCAAAGAAUAAUCGGAAUAGUUUUUUAGUUAUGCGAGUUUUUGGGGUUAAAUUUGACGAACCCCAUAAAAUGCGAUUUUUGACGGCGCAAGACGAUCUAGAGUCAAAAUUUUUAUUUGUUUUAUUUGAAAGUUACUAUAAGUGAAUCAAAAAAAGGAUGUUUUGUUUAUUUGUAAUAAAACAUGGUGAGCUUGUUUUAUAUGAUUUUCCUGCUUGAAAAGCAAACUUGUAACCAUUUAAUGUAGUCUAAUAAUAUUGUGUAUUUUUACAUUUUAAGCCAUGUAACACCCUAUGCGUGUAUAAAUAUUUUUGUAGUCACUUUUUUAGGUUAUUUUAUAUUUUCAUAAUAAAUUAAGUUUCUUUUUAUAUUAUAAUUGUUUUUAUUCCCUACAACUUAAAACUAAACAGCAUUUUUUUGGGUAAGUGUGUUGUCUUCGUAAGUUUCCAAUACAUCAGCCAAAUGUUCGUUGUCUCUGGGUUUCUUGAAAGUCUUCUUUCUUUGGCCUGCUUUUUUCCUUUUGAUGGCCACUGGCUUUUUGGGACCAUGAUCUUGCAUGGAUCUAAUUCCUGAAAAAUAUUGGGAUAA